Messenger RNA from Coniosporium apollinis CBS 100218, 930 nucleotides. RefSeq lists its product as uncharacterized. Gene Ontology annotation, molecular function: 1-acylglycerol-3-phosphate O-acyltransferase activity. The record is from RefSeq and is a predicted model, not a curated record. The transcript has 2 exons. Gene Ontology annotation, cellular component: endomembrane system. NCBI's taxonomy places the organism in Eukaryota, Fungi, Ascomycota, Dothideomycetes. Bases 1 to 930 code for a protein of 309 amino acids.
AUGUCCCGCAUCUCCCUAUCAAACCACCUGCGUGGCGUCCUGAUCCUGCUCCCGUGGCUGGUCUGGCUGUGUGUCGUCGACUUCAUCCUCUCCGCGCUGCUGCUGCUGAAGCCCGUUUUCCCUGCGCCCGUCUAUCAUGCUUCGUCUGCGCUGGCCUACUCCGUCUGGAACUGGAUCCAGGCCAUCUUCACGCGCUUCAAUGGCGCGCGUAUUGUCGUGACGACGAGCUCGACGCUGCCGCCUGGGGAGAGCGUUAUCGUGAUAGCGAACCAUAUUGCCUGGAGCGACUUCUGGCUUAUUCAGGAGGUCGCGAAAAGAAAUGGGAUGUUGGGGUACUGUCGCUGGUUCGCGAAGCAGGAGCUAAGAUGGGUGCCGUUCCUUGGAUGGGGGCUCUGGGCCAUGGGGAUGCCGCUGGUCAGCAGGCAGUGGACGAGGGAUCGGAAAGAGAUGGAAAGGGUGUUCGGAGGCGUGGUAAAGAGGAGGUGGCCGAUCUGGCUCAUCGCAUACAGCGAAGGCUCCCGCUACAGCGCCAAAACCUACCAGAAUACCACCAACUGGUGUCAGUCUCAGGAUCCGCCUAUACCAGUGCCGCGAAACACGCUCUACCCACGCACUCGUGGCUUCGUCACAUCUGUACGCGAGCUGCGAUCCUCCAGUAUUCGAGCGGUGUAUGACUUCACCAUCGCAUACUCCCGUGACGGCCAUUUCAUGGCUGCGCCUGAGUUCUGGGAGAGCAUUGCGGUUGAUGUCAAUAAGGCGGGCUACAAGUUCUAUGUUCAUGUUGACCGUUUCCCACUAGAGGACUUGCCAGAAGGCGACGAGCAUCUCGCUGAGUGGUUAAAGAAGCGAUGGGUGCGGAAAGACGAGAGACUUGAGAGACUGAAGAGGAAACUCGAGGCCGGAGAGCUCGAUGUCGACCUGAAAGAUUGA